This is a messenger RNA of Fukomys damarensis (Damara mole-rat), 1979 nucleotides long. It is a transcript of the gene Chrna5, whose product is annotated as cholinergic receptor nicotinic alpha 5 subunit. Gene Ontology annotation, molecular function: acetylcholine-gated monoatomic cation-selective channel activity; transmembrane signaling receptor activity. Gene Ontology annotation, biological process: monoatomic ion transmembrane transport; nervous system process; regulation of membrane potential. The transcript is spliced from 6 exons. The record is from RefSeq and is a predicted model, not a curated record. Bases 209 to 1591 code for a protein of 460 amino acids. Gene Ontology annotation, cellular component: synapse; postsynaptic membrane; neuron projection. Lineage: Eukaryota; Metazoa; Chordata; Mammalia; Rodentia; Bathyergidae.
GGAGACAAGGACGCCGUCUGGGCGGGCUCAGGAGCUGGGCUUUGGGAGGGAUCCCAGUGAGGCUGAGCGUCUACCGCUCCCUAGUGCUCUGAGCCUCGGCUGAGGCGCUUCUCGCGGAGGGGAGGCUGUCGGUGGCGUUCGUCCUCUCGUGGAUCCCACUGCCCGCGCCGCCUCCCUCGAAGGUCUCCCUUCCCGCAGGGACCGGGCGAUGGCUGUUUGGGCGUCGGGCCCCCGCGUGCUCCACCUGCUCCUCCUAGUUCUUCUUGUCGAGGGGCGCGGUGAGCCUGGAGGAUUAUCUGAAUCGUCCUUUGUUGCAAAACACGAAGACAGCUUGUUUAAGGAUUUAUUUCAAGACUACGAAAGAUGGGUUCGUCCUGUGGAGCACCUGAAUGACAAAAUAAAAAUCAAGUUUGGCCUUGCCAUAUCUCAGUUAGUGGAUGUGGAUGAGAAAAAUCAGUUAAUGACAACAAAUGUCUGGCUGAAGCAGGAAUGGAUUGAUGUAAAAUUGAGAUGGAACCCUGAUGACUAUGGUGGGAUAAAGGUUAUACGCGUCCCUUCAGACUCUCUCUGGACCCCCGACAUUGUUCUGUUUGACAAUGCAGACGGACGUUUUGAAGGCACCAGUACGAAGACCGUGGUCAGGGCCAAUGGCACUGUUGUCUGGACCCAGCCUGCAAACUACAAGAGCUCCUGCACCAUAGAUGUCACCUUCUUUCCUUUUGAUCUCCAGAACUGCUCCAUGAAGUUCGGGUCUUGGACCUACGAUGGGUCGCAGGUUGAUAUCAUCCUCGAGGACCAGCAUGUGGACAGGACGGACUUUUUUGACAAUGGAGAAUGGGAAAUUGUGAGCGCAACAGGGAACAAAGGAAAUAGAACCGACAGCUGCUGCUGGUACCCCUAUAUCACGUUCUCUUUUGUCAUCAAGCGGCUGCCUCUCUUCUACACCUUGUUCCUGAUCAUUCCCUGUAUUGGGCUGUCCUUCCUCACUGUGGUUGUCUUCUACCUCCCUUCAGAUGAGGGCGAAAAGAUUAGCCUUUGCACUUCUGUGCUUGUUUCACUGACUGUCUUCCUCCUGGUCAUCGAAGAGAUCAUCCCCUCCUCUUCCAAAGUGAUUCCUCUGAUUGGAGAAUACCUCGUGUUCACCAUGAUCUUCGUGACACUGUCCAUCAUGGUGACUGUCUUUGCUAUCAACAUUCACCACCGUUCUUCCUCCACACACAGUGCCAUGGCGCCCUGGGUGCGCAAGGUGUUCCUGCACCGUCUCCCCAAGCUGCUGUGCAUGCGAAGCCAUGUGGACAGGUAUUGCACCCAAAGAGAGCAGGCCGCAGUGGGCGGUGGGCCCGGGCCGGCCAGAAGUGUGCUGGAGGCUGCGCUGGACUCCAUCCGCUACAUCACCAGGCACGUGAGGAAGGAGCACGCCGUGCGUGAGGUGGUUGAAGAUUGGAAGUUCAUAGCCCAGGUUCUUGAUCGGAUGUUUCUGUGGACAUUUCUUCUGGUUUCAGUCGUUGGAUCACUUGGGCUUUUUGUUCCUGUUAUUUAUGAAUGGGCCAAUAUAAUAAUACCAGUUCACAUUGGAAAUACAAAUAAGUGAAACUUCCCAAGGGGUUGUGGAAUGAGUUUAGUUAUAGCAAACACAUCUCUUACAGCAUCUGUACCAUUAUGAAAAUGUAAAAACUGUUUUAAAAUUAAUUGCAAGCUAUAGCCAAUUAGCUGUUGGUAAUACUGGUUUAUGUUAGUAGAUUGUCCAUUAGAACAUCUACUUGCAUGGUUAAAGUAAUAAUGAAAAACAGCAACAAAACAGUAUCUAAACUGUACUAGAGAAAAUCUCUUUGUAUCCUGGCAAAUAAUACUAACUCAUAAGCACCGUGAAGUUUCGUCUUCGGAGUCUGGGAAAACUUCGUUUGUAUUUGAAGAUAGAUUUAAAUUUUUGUCAGGAUUUAUGAAGGUAUGUACUUUUUAUUUUGGUCUUGUUUUUUGGA